Messenger RNA from Corythoichthys intestinalis (scribbled pipefish), 4753 nucleotides. Its product is annotated as melatonin receptor type 1A-A. Lineage: Eukaryota; Metazoa; Chordata; Actinopteri; Syngnathiformes; Syngnathidae. Gene Ontology annotation, molecular function: melatonin receptor activity. Gene Ontology annotation, cellular component: plasma membrane. Bases 273 to 1346 code for a protein of 357 amino acids. The record is from RefSeq and is a predicted model, not a curated record. Gene Ontology annotation, biological process: G protein-coupled receptor signaling pathway. The transcript has 2 exons.
AACACGCGUGGACUCGGGAGAGCGCAGACACGCCGCGUGGGGGGGAGGAAUAGAAGGAGCGAAGCAACCGGAGGGGAUGGUGGAGCCAAGAAAGCCGAGUCCGCUCACCGUCACUCAAACCCGGGGAGGGCGAGGCGGAGGCAGGCGCCGGACCAUGAGGACCGCGGCCGCGCCAGGCGAGCGACGGCCGUCGGCGGCGGCAUCGCCAGCGGCGGCGAAGGCGACAUCCCGCCGAUAACUCCGGGACACCAAAAGUUGGAGCUCCCUGGACAAUGCUCACAAAUGGGUCUGAGCUGAACAGCACCGCGCCGGACCCGGACGACGAUACCGCCGCCGUUCUCCAGCGCCCGCCGUGGGUCACCACAACUUUGGGCUGCUUUCUCAUCUUCACCAUCGUGGUGGACAUUCUGGGCAACCUGCUGGUUAUCUUCUCCGUGUACCGCAACAAGAAGCUUCGGAACGCAGGCAACAUCUUCGUGGUGAGCCUGGCAGUCGCCGACCUGGUGGUGGCCAUCUACCCGUACCCCUUGGUGCUGGCGUCCAUCUUCCACAACGGCUGGAACCUGGGCUAUGCCCACUGCCAAAUCAGCGGCUUCCUGACAGGCGUCAGCGUCAUCGGCUCCAUCUUCAACAUCACCGGCAUCGCCCUCAACCGCUACUGCUACAUCUGCCACAGCCUCAAGUACGACAAGCUCUACAGCGACAAGAACUCCCUGUGCUACGUUCUCCUGAUCUGGGCUCUGACCGUGGUGGCCAUCGUGCCCAACCUCUUCGUGGGCUCCUUGCGCUACGACCCCCGGGUCUACUCCUGCACCUUCGAGCAGUCGGCCAGCUCGGCCUACACCAUCGCCGUGGUCUUCUUCCACUUCAUCUUGCCCAUCAUGAUCGUCACCUACUGCUACCUGCGCAUCUGGAUCCUGGUCAUCCAGGUGCGCCGGCGGGUCAAGCCCGACAACCGGCCCAAGCUGACGCCCCACGACGUGCGCAACUUCGUCACCAUGUUCGUGGUCUUCGUGCUCUUCGCCGUCUGCUGGGCGCCCCUCAACCUCAUCGGCUUGGCGGUGGCCAUCCGGCCGGAAGUGGCGCUGCCGCUGGUGCCUGAGUGGCUGUUCGUGGCCAGCUACUUCAUGGCCUACUUCAACAGCUGCCUUAACGCCAUCGUCUACGGCGUGCUCAACCAGAACUUCCGACGCGAGUACAAGCGCAUUGUGGUGUCGCUCUGCACCGCCAGACUAUUCUUCCAGGACAGCUCCAACGACCAGGGUGGCCCUGGCGGCGAGAGGCUCAAGAGCAAGCCCUCGCCGCUCACCACGAAUAAUAACCGCGUCAAAGUGGACUCGGUCUGACAACCAGAGAAAAAAAUUAACCAAAUAUGAUAUCAUGGAGAAGCCUCAAAUGACUGCGACACGGUGCUAAUCUGACCUCCACAAUCAGUACAACAGGGGUACAUAUGUAUUAUCUUAUUGUUAUUAUCAGACGCUUUGCUUUGCUGCUGCAUGAAUGACUGACAGACCCAAACCUCCGAUAGAAACUCCGGCAACUGCUAGUAAGUUCUGGUAGUCCUCUCGAGGCUCCUAGUUGUCCAUGAGUGAAGGUUCCUGGUUAGUAACAAGGCCUAAUGGUCACUACAACUUCCGAUUGAUCAGCUUUCUCGUCUGUAAGGAGCACCUUGGAGUCUAAAAGCAAGCCCAUAAGUUUUAGUAGUCCACUAAAAGCUCCUAGUGGUCCACGAGUGACACCUAAAGGUCCCUGAUCACUAAAAAUGCCUUUUGGUUACUAGAAGUUUUAAUUGAUCAGCUUCGAGUCUGUAAGCAACACCUGGGGUUAUAGAAGCAGCUGCUCAAAGUCCACUAGAGGCUCCUAGUGACCCAUGAGUAACCCUUAAAGCUCACUAAUGGCCACUAGAAUUUUCAUUGAUCAGUUUCCGAUCCGUAAGCGAAACUUUGGGUUUUGAAGCAACCGCUAGAAUUUAGCUCGUAGGUUCUGGUAGUCCUCUGGCGACUCCUAGUGGUCCACGAGUGAUUCCUGAAAGUCCAUGAUCACAAAUGGUGACUAGAAUUUCUCAUUGAUCAGCUUCCGGUCUGUAAGACACACCUUUGGUCCUAGAAACAACUGCUAGAAUUCAGCUUGAAAGUUCUGGUAGUCCUCUGUCAGCUCCUAGUGUUCCGUGAGUGACACCUGAAGGUCCCUGAUCACUGGAAACACCUGAUGGUCACUAAAAAUUUCGAUUGACCAGCUCAUCCUUUGUAAGCAACACCUUGGGUUCUUUAACCAACUGCGAAAAGUGGGCUCACAAGUUCUAGUUGUCCACUAAAGGAUCCUAGUGGUUCAUGACUGACUCCUGAAGGUCCACCAUCACUUGAUGAUCACUCACAACUCCUAGUGUUCGGUUGAUAAAUCCCCUAGUCUGUGUGCAACACCAGGGGUUCUAGAAGCAGCUGCUAGAUGAUCACUCAAAACACCUAACGGUUGAUAGUUGUUUUGAUUGAUCAGCUUCUAGUCUGUGAGCAACACCUGAGAUUCUUGAAGCAGCUUAUGGAAGUCCACUAGAGGCUCCGAGUAACCCAUGAGUGACACUUAAAGGUUCAUGGUCACUGAGUGUCGCUAGAAUUUCUUCAUUGAUCAGCUGCCGAUCUGUUAGCGACACCUUCGGUUCUAGAAACAACUGCUAGAAUUUGGCUUGUAGGUUCUGGUAGUCCUCUGGCGGCUCCUAGUGACCCAUGAGUGACAACUUAAGGACCAUGAUCACUAAUGGUUGCUAGAAUUUCUCAUUGAUUAGCUUCCGUUCUGUAAGUGACACCUUCGGUUCAAGAAAUACUGUAGCUUGUAGGUACUGGUAGUCUUCUGACAGCUCCUAAUGGUCCGUGAGUGACACCUGAAGGUCCCUGAUUACUCAAAACCCUUGAUGGUUGCUAGUCGCUCUGAUUGAUCAGCUUCUAGUCUGUCCCCGGGGCCUACAAGCAACUGCUAAAAGUUGUUCUAGUAGUCCGCUAGGGGAUCCUAGUGGUCCAUGAGUGACUCAUGAAGGUCCACAAUCACUCGAUGAUCACUCUCAACUCCAAGUGUUCGGUUGAUCAGCUCCUAGUCUGUAAUCAACACCUGGGGUUCUAGAAGUAGCUGCUGGUAGUCCUCUGGUGGCUCUUAGUGGUCCAUGAGUGACACCUGAUGGUCCAGGAUCAGUCAUGCUCGCUAGAAUUUCUCAUUGAUCAGCUUCCAGUCUGUAAGUGACACCUUCAGUUCUAGAAACAACUGCUAGUAUUCGGCUUGAAAAUUCUGGUAGUCUUCUGACAGCUCCUAGUGGUCCAUGACUGACUCCUGAAGGUCCGCCAUCACUCGAUGAUCACUCACAACUCCUAGUGUUCGGUUGGUCAGCCGCUAGUCUGCAACCAACACCUGGGGUUAUAGAAACAACUGUUCAUCAGUUCCAGUGGUCACUCGUGACUACUAGUGGACUUCUAGAACUCUGCUGUUUUUGUAAAAGCUCCCAUAAUCAACUGCUAGUAGUCUGCACCAACUCCCGGUGUUGUCACCACUUCAAAUGGUCCACUAUCAAGUCCAAGUGGACUAGAAGCAGCUGCUGGUAGUCCUCUAGUGGCUCCUAGCGGUCCCUGAGUGACACCUGAAAGUCCAUGAACACUCAUGGUCGCUAGAAUUUCUCAUUGAUCAGCUUCCAGUCUGUAAGCGACACCUUCAGUUCUAGAAGCAGUUGCUAGAUGAUCACCCGAAACACCUAACGGUCGCUAGUAGUUCUGAUCGAUCGGCUACUAGUCUGUAAACACCUCGGGUCCUAGAAGCAACUGCUUAAAGAUGUUCUAGUAGUCCGCUAGAGGAUCCUAGUGGUCCAUGAUUGACUACUGAAGAUCACAAUCACUUGACGAUCACUCACAACUCCAAAUGUUCAGUUUAUCAGCUCCUAGUCUGUAAGCAACACAUGGGGUUCUAGAAACAACUGCUCAUCAAUUCCAGUGGUCACUCGUGACUCCUAGUGGACUUAUGGAAUUCUCCUGGUUUUGUAGAAGCUCCCAUAAUCAACUGCUAGUAGUCUGCACAAACUCCCGGUGUUGUCGCCACUUCAAAUGGUCCGCUGUCAAGUCCAAGUGGUCCACUAGUAGGUUCCAGUCAUUUGCCAACAAUCGCUAGUCAUCGCGGACAACUUCUGAAGGUCCACCAUCAACGUACAACAAAUCUGGUUGUGAUCAUCUUAUCAGGCACUUUUUGCUUUGUAGCUAUAGUCCAGUCAACAUAUGUCCAACUUUUUUUUUUUUUUUAAUGCUAAUGAUAUCAUCCUAUUUAUUUUCAAUGUAGAUAUAUUAGUAAUACAAAUAUAUAGAUAUAUAUACAGUAUAUCAGGUUCCAGCCAAGCCAAGACAAAAGAUUGAAUAAUAAGCUCAUUUGUGGCAGUGUGACACUUAACCAAGUGCUGUCUUAUUCUUCUUCUACUCCCCUUCAUGAUGUGGACUAUAUAUUUUAGUAAGCAGGCCAUCCUGUGCUCUCAUUAGACUGUAUGCAUGGAUAUCAGGAAUUGUUCAUAAUAUGCAAAAUAAAAACGAUAUACACUUCACAUGGUUUUAUGGCUUCGUUCCUAGAUCGUUUCACGCCAACGUUCCGGAAUGUGGAACAAUUUCAUGCACAAUGUUUAAAAGCCCAUGCGAUAGGCUCAAACACCCCUGCGAUGGUUUGAAAGAUGAACGAGUGUAAAAACUUUUGGGGGUGGGGGGUGGCCUAUUUUUAAGGCAUAUGGUUUUAUUCUACA